AUGCGUACGUUACGGAUGACAAACAAACCACUUGCUUCGUCCAUCCCACAAGGAAGUAUCUGUAGUCCUGCCAGCUCUGGAGAGGACAGAGCGGUCGAAAGAGUCCCAUCUGCAGAUAUGAAGCUGCGACUGCAUUUUGUGGUGGACCCCAUAGGCUGGCUCUGCAUCAGUGCUGUGUUUGGCAUCUGGCUCUACAACUCCUUUUUUGUUCCCAAACUUGUUCUACUUCCACACUACCAUGAAGGACACAUACCUUGGGCCAUCGUUUUUUGUUAUUAUAUAGCAUCAGCACUGUGCUUUGCUGCUUUGUUUAGAGCUUCCACAGCAGAUCCUGGUCGCCUUCCUCAAGACCCUCAUAUACCUCACUCUGAGCGAGAACACUGGGAGCUUUGCAAUAAAUGUAACUUAAUGAGACCAAAGAGGUCGCAUCACUGCAGCCGCUGUGGCCACUGUGUCCGCAGAAUGGACCACCACUGUCCCUGGAUUAAUAAUUGUGUGGGAGAAGACAACCACUGGCUCUUCCUGCAGCUCUGUUUCUAUGCACAGGUCCUCAGCUUGUUCACUCUGGUCUUGGACUUCUGCCAGUACUACUACUUCCAGCCACUGACACAACUGGAUCAGGAGAAAUUCACAACACGUCAUGAACUGGCUUUGCUGCGAGGUUCAGCGCUCAUGGGCGUGGUCAUGUUUGGUGGCAUGACCAGUUUGUUCUACACUCAGAUGACAGGGAUUCUCUCGGAUACGACGACUAUAGAGAAAAUGUCCCAGUUCUCAAAUGAAAUCUUAAAUUCAAAGAAGAAGUGGCAGAGGGCGCUAGCCGAGGUCUGUGGGACUCGAUGGAAACUUCUGUGGCUGCUCCCGCUCAGAAUGAGGCAGCCUCUUCAGUCGGGACAUCAACAUUACCGCUCUCACGUUUAA
This is a messenger RNA of Knipowitschia caucasica, 918 nucleotides long. Lineage: Eukaryota; Metazoa; Chordata; Actinopteri; Gobiiformes; Gobiidae. The record is from the annotation of a GenBank genome assembly.